Molecule: messenger RNA, 576 nt
Organism: Vigna angularis (adzuki bean)
Lineage: Eukaryota; Viridiplantae; Streptophyta; Magnoliopsida; Fabales; Fabaceae
Product: peroxidase 22-like
Exons: 5
Coding region: 1-576 (191 amino acids)
Biological process (GO): response to oxidative stress
Molecular function (GO): heme binding; peroxidase activity
Source: RefSeq, a predicted model, not a curated record
AUGUUUCAACAAACACAGAUAGAAAAUGAGGUGUUUCUUUGCAUUAGACUUCAUGACUGUUUUGUUCAAGGGUGUGAUGCAUCGAUUUUACUCAACAACACAGAUUCGAUAGUGAGUGAGCAAGAAGCCCGGCCAAACAAGAACUCAAUAAGAGGUUUGAAUGUGGUGAACGACAUGAAGACAGCGGUGGAAAAUUCUUGUCCCAACGUUGUUUCUUGUGCAGAUAUUCUUGCCCUUGCAACUGGAGUCUCUUUGCUUCUGAGUGGUGGUCCUGGAUGGAAAGUUCCAUUGAAAAGAAGAGAUAGUCUAACAGCAAGCCAAACACUUGCAAAUCAAAACCUUCCUGCUCCUUUCUUCAAUCUCACUCAACUUAAACAAGCCUUUGCUGCUCAAGGUCUCAGUACUACUAAUCUAGUUGCACUCUCUGGUGCUCGUACAUUUGGUCGAUCCCAUUGUUCUUUCUUUAGUGGUCGAUUGUACAAUUUCAAUGGUACUCAGAAACUUGAUCCAACUCUUGACACGACUUACUUAAGGUUGUGUUCACUUGAGGAGAAAGAACUAUUUACGCGUGUUUAA